This is a messenger RNA of Zingiber officinale, 1548 nucleotides long. Its product is annotated as ASC1-like protein 3. The coding region runs from base 230 to 1102 and encodes 290 amino acids. Lineage: Eukaryota; Viridiplantae; Streptophyta; Magnoliopsida; Zingiberales; Zingiberaceae. Gene Ontology annotation, molecular function: sphingosine N-acyltransferase activity. Gene Ontology annotation, cellular component: endoplasmic reticulum; membrane. The record is from RefSeq and is a predicted model, not a curated record. Gene Ontology annotation, biological process: ceramide biosynthetic process. The transcript has 6 exons.
AAUAAGCCUUACACUUCGCCUUCUUCCUGGUUCCAUCGCUCGAUGCGCCACCGCCCAUUUCUAUUUCUAACACAAAGAGCAACCAAAUCGAGCGAGAUCGAUUCCAUUUCUUACCGAAGAUCUCUCCUCUCGUCGCGGAUCUCGUUCCUCUCCAGCAACCGAGGCUGAGCGGAAGAGGGAGGGCGAAGUACGUGCUCCUCCGCUUGAAUCUGUGCUUCGUUCGGCCGGAAUGGAAAAAAUCUAUUUCGAUAAUGGAGUCGGCUUCCCGGAGCCGGAAAAUCUCUUUCUGGUCCUCGUCUUCGCAUUCGGAUCGUUCCUGGCUCGCCUCUUUCUCGAUCGCGUAGUCUAUAAGCCUUUUUCUAUGAAAUUAUUAAGAUAUAAAGCUGUUCCUAUGGUGAACGAUGAGGCUAAAUGGACAAAAAUUAUAAAGUCUUGUGAGUCAAUGUGGAAGCUGACAUAUUAUGCUAGUGUUCAAAUAUGGGUAAUUUCAAUUAUCAAGCAGGAGCCUUGGUCAUUAAAUACAAAGGAAUACUUCAAAGGGUGGCCAAAUCAAGAAUUGAAGUCUUCUUUGAUGCUCUUCUACAUGUGCCAAUGUGGAUUUUACAUUUAUAGUAUUGUUGCUCUCAUUGCCUGGGAAACUCGCAGAAAAGAUUUUUCAAUAAUGAUGUCUCAUCACAUAAUAACCUCAAUUUUGAUUGGAUUUUCCUACAUUACCAGGUUUUUCCGUAUUGGAACUAUAAUUCUUGCUCUUCAUGAUACGAGCGAUGUGUUUAUGGAGUCAGCUAAGUUGUUCAAAUAUUCAGGAAUGGAAAUGGCAGCUAGCUUUUUAUUUGGACUUUUUGCUGUAUCAUGGUUUCUUCUGAGAUUAAUAUGCUUUCCCUUCUGGAUAAUCAAGUCCUCAAGCUACGAGAGUUUCGAAUUCUUGUCAUGGAUGAACCAAUUCCCUACCGCUUUGUAUUACAUAUUCAACACAAUGCUCAUUACUCUACUCAUCUUCCAUGCCUACUGGUGGAAACUAAUAUUUGCAAUGAUUAUGAAACAGAUGAGCAACAAAGGUCAAGUGGGGGAGGACAUUCGGUCAGAUUCGGAAGAUGAAGGAUGAAGUCUAAACUGGCCAAUUAAGGGGGAAAAAAAGGUGAUUUUCUAACUCAGCAAACUAAGCACAGAAUGCUAGUCAUUCAUUUUAUUGAGCCAGGAUCAAGCAUAUAAAAUAGCCUCAAAUUCGAAUGCUGCAAUACAUAUCGAAGGUUCUUCUUAGUUGCUUUGUCAUAUUUUCCUCUUCUCUGAUUUGCACAGUCGCAUUCCAUUUCAGUUUUCUUCUAUACAGAGGGAUUAUUUUACUUUGAAACAAGUUGUAGGCUUCUCUGCCAUUGUCCCUGAACACACUAAUCAAUCAGGGAAACUGAUUUUGAGUUCACGCCCUUGCACAAUUUUUGUCUGUUUGAUGUCCAUGUAAAGGUAAACUGAUCUUGUAUUUCUAUGAUGUCUAUGUUGAUGCUUGUUUUGUUGAUGUUUUAAUAACAGUCGCGAACACAGACAUUUAUUGAA